AUGGCGUUGAAAGCGUUGCUUGUGACAGCAAUAUCAGCCGCGAGCCUUAUCAAUGCCCAAUUCCCUCCGACACCGGAAGGAGUCAAAGAGCUGCAAUCGAAAUUCCAUCCCGGCGUGAGGAUAUCCUACAAGGAGCCAGGACUCUGUGAAACGACGCCUGGAGUAAAGUCUUAUGCUGGAUAUGUUCAUCUCCCACCUCAUGCCUUGAACGAGACGCAUGAGGACAACAACUACCCAUUGAACACAUUUUAUUGGUUUUUUGAGUCAAGAAAAGAUCCUGCGAAUGCACCACUUGCUAUCUGGCUCAAUGGCGGGCCAGGAGGAAGCAGUAUGAUUGGGGCAUUGUCGGAGAAUGGUCCUUGUUUCGUCUCCAACGAUUCCAAAACUACUUACCUGAAUCCUUGGUCGUGGAACAACGAAGCAAACCUACUCUUCAUCGACCAGCCAAACCAGGUCGGUUACUCUUAUGAUAUCCCGACGAAUGUCACUGUAGACCUCGCCAACGAGGGCGGCUUGGAGAAUGGUGGGAUCCAGCCCACGGACUUUUCAGACGGAGUUCCUGAAACGAACAACACUUUCCUCGUCGGGACCGUGUCUAGCCAGAACAUCAACAAUACCGCCAACAGCACUCAGCAUGCUGCCGUAGCACUAUGGCACAUGGCCCAGACUUGGUUCGAAGAAUUCCCACAAUACAAGCCCAAUGAUGAGCAAAUCGCGCUCUUCACGGAGUCAUAUGGUGGUCACUACGGUCCCGGUUUCUGGGACUACUUCGCCCAUCAGAACGCCAAGAUCGACAAAGGAACCAUUGAUGGCCACAAACUCCACCUCACCACUCUCGGAGUAAUCAACGGCUGCAUCGACGCGCCAGACAUGAUUUCCUCAGAAAUCACAUUCGCCUACAACAACACCUACGGAGUCGAAGCCAUCACCAAAGCAGAAUACGAACACAGCAUGCACGAAUUCUACAAGUCCRGCGGUGCUCUCGACGGUAUCAACCAAUGUCGAGAAAUGGCCCGUAAAACUGAUCCGCACGACCACGGAGAUGUCGAGAAGACCAAUACAUUUUGUUCCAAUGCGAGCCAGCAGGCUACCAAUAUCAGUGAUGGAACCUUUGUUCGAGCUGCGAAAGGAGGUAGAUUCGACAUCACUCAUGAAGCUACGGAUCCCUUCCCACCGCCCUACAUGAUUGGCUGGCUCAAUCAGCAUGAGACGCAGCGAGCCUUUGGAGUUCCUGUCAAUCACUCUUGGGUUUCUCCCACAGUCGCUCAUGCAUUCUCACGCACUGGGGAUCUUGUGAAAGGGGGACAGAAGGAUCAAAUCGCAUWCUUAUUGGAGCACGGGGUGAAUGUUGCUCUAUUCCACGGAGAUCGUGAUUUCGCUUGCAAUUGGAUAGGAGGAGAAAACACCUCCCUAAACAUCCCCUGGACGCACGCCAAAGACUUCGCCAAAGCAGGCUACACGCCUCUAAUCACCUCCACUACUCCAGGGGGGAUGGAGGAGGAAACCGGUCUAAUCCGCCAAUUCGGAAAUUUUUCUUUCACCCGGGUUUUCCAAGCCGGACACAUGGUCCMUUCAUACCAACCGGAAGCCGCCUAUAGAAUUUUCAUGCGAGCGCUCACGGGGAAAGAUGUUGCCACUGGGACCGUGGAUUUACGGGAAUAUCAAGCUACGCAUAAGGAUCAAUAUUCGACUUCUGGUCCGAGGGAUACGUGGUGGAGGAAGAAUUCAGUGCUGCCUGCUCCGUUGCAUGAGUGUUAUGUUCUUGAUAUGGAGGGGCGGUGCUCUGUGGAGGAGAUUGGAUGGAUUUUGAAUGGGACUGCGGUUGUUGAGGACUUUAUUGUAGUUGGUCAUGUUGAUGAUGAUGAUGAUGAUGAGAAGGAGGAGGAGGAGAAGAAGGUGGAGCAACUUGAUCUACAUGGUGGACAGCAUCCGCUCAUGGGAGAUUGGUGA
This is a messenger RNA of Ramularia collo-cygni, 1950 nucleotides long. Its product is annotated as related to carboxypeptidase C (cathepsin A). Gene Ontology annotation, cellular component: fungal-type vacuole. Gene Ontology annotation, molecular function: serine-type carboxypeptidase activity. Bases 1 to 1950 code for a protein of 649 amino acids. Gene Ontology annotation, biological process: proteolysis. Lineage: Eukaryota; Fungi; Ascomycota; Dothideomycetes; Mycosphaerellales; Mycosphaerellaceae. The record is from RefSeq and is a predicted model, not a curated record. The transcript is spliced from 5 exons.